AUGGUGACACAUCCCAAGGUCAUGAAGAUAUACACUGGCAAGAAGAGAAAGAAGCCCAGUCCUAAAGGCAAGUUUGGUGGCACCCUCCUCCAGUAUCUCUAUUCCAAAUGCACCGAGUGGGAGGCCUGUGACUCCGUGAAGAAGACAGGCGAUUUUUACACAAAGGUCGCCAAGUACCUACUCGCCAAGCAUGGCUGA
Molecule: messenger RNA, 198 nt
Organism: Sparassis crispa
Lineage: Eukaryota; Fungi; Basidiomycota; Agaricomycetes; Polyporales; Sparassidaceae
Exons: 1
Coding region: 1-198 (65 amino acids)
Source: RefSeq, a predicted model, not a curated record